Molecule: messenger RNA, 1629 nt
Organism: Dinoponera quadriceps
Lineage: Eukaryota; Metazoa; Arthropoda; Insecta; Hymenoptera; Formicidae
Gene: exex
Product: muscle segmentation homeobox
Exons: 3
Coding region: 1-1629 (542 amino acids)
Biological process (GO): neuron projection morphogenesis; central nervous system development; spinal cord motor neuron cell fate specification
Cellular component (GO): nucleus
Molecular function (GO): DNA-binding transcription factor activity, RNA polymerase II-specific; sequence-specific double-stranded DNA binding
Source: RefSeq, a predicted model, not a curated record
AUGGCAGCAAUGCAUUACAACGCGCAGAUGGUCUCGGAGGAGCUGCAUCCGCGACACCUCUACGGCCUCCAGCAGAGACUGCAGGAUCCCGGCUCGUCGCCGCGAUCGGAGGACGCGCGAUCCCCCCUGGAGAGUCGCGUGAGGUCCCUCGAGGAAAUGCGUUUCGUAGGCGGCCGGUCGCCGGACGUGGAGGACCGGGUGGUGAGAUACCACGAGGACGCGGGGGGCAAGAGAGGCUUCCCCAAGGAACACACGGCCUCCGGCUUCUUCCAGGACCCGGAGAAUGCGACUGGGAAGUGCUUCGGCGACGAGCUGACGGCGAGUCGCUGCCGCGAGCCGGAAACUUCGCCCGGCAGGACGUCCUCGCCGCAGAGCUACAUCCUCAGCUCGCCCAGCCAACACAGCGGCUCCAUCGGCAAGACGUCCUUCUGCAUCGACGCGCUGUUAGGGCGCGCCGCCAGCAAGCAGAGCGAUCAGUCGGCGAGCGAUCGGCAGAAGACCUUCAGGAGCCACGUUGCGGACGGGCUGAACCUCAGCGGUGUCCAAGGAGGAGAAUCCCCGGGCGCCGGGGUGAGGUGCUCCACGGAGCAAAGGACCCCCUCCUCCUUGGGCAACCCUCUGCAUCCCUUCGUCCAACAUCACGGUUCCGACUCGCCGGGUCUCGAGACGCGCGAGAGACAUUCCACGAGUCGCGAGGCCGUCCUCCACCACGGCGACACCGGCGUGUCGGUGCAGCGCGGCCAGUUCAGGCCCGAGACGGGGCCCAGCGGCUAUCGGAACGUCGACCGACUGGAGAAUGUCGAGGACGACACGUCCGUCGACGUGGACCCGACGCGAACCGGAAGUGCCAGUCCCGGCAGCAACGCGAGUCGCAGUCCCGCCUCCAGUCCCCCCAUUUCUCCCGGCUCGGAGGACCCCACGAGCAACGGGGUCCUCGGCCAUCAGAGUCUCGCGUCCGGGCCCUACGGAGUGGGCGCGGCGGUGGUCAGACAGAAUCAAGGCCUUCUACUGCAUCCCGCGGGUCCACUUAUCCAUCCCGGCGGACUGUACUAUCAUCCGGCCGGCGGCAGCGCCUUUCACUCGAUACACAAGGAGGGUCAACCGGUCGGCCAUCCCCAAUCCGGCGGGCCUCAUCCACAGCAACAUCACAUCCAUCCACUUCAGCUCGAGUGGCUCGCCCGGACCGGCAUGCUGUAUCCGAGACUGCCCGCGGAUUUGGCCGGUUGUGCGGCGCAGCACGCGUUGCUGGGUAAGACCAGGAGGCCCAGGACCGCGUUCACGUCUCAGCAGCUUCUGGAGCUGGAGAAACAAUUUCGACAGAACAAGUACCUCAGUAGACCGAAGAGGUUCGAAGUCGCGACGUCGUUGAUGCUAACGGAAACCCAGGUGAAAAUUUGGUUUCAAAACCGACGGAUGAAGUGGAAGCGCAGCAAGAAGGCGCAGCAGGAGGCUCGCACGAGCGGAAAAGUCGAGGACGCCGGAAGCACGAGGAGUACCGAGCGAGACGCCGGGAGCGACGUUAGCGUCAACGCACCCGGAACUCCAGAGGAGUCCAGGGGAACGCUCCAGGAGAGUCAAAGGACCGGCACGGAUCUUCAGGAACCCUUGUACCGGCCUUAUGUGGUUUAA